AUGGCUUCUGCUACCCCUGAAUCCAUUGCCGAUAUCCCCGCACCCGCACAUGUCCAAAUUGAGUCCAUGCUCUCUCGAAAAUUCGGCAAGGAGACCGUCAACUAUUUCUCCAGUUCUCCCUUAAACCGUGUCUCAUUCCUCCGGUCAGAGGCCCCUUUUUUAUCAGCAGCCAUACGACACCCAACAAGCCGUUUCUUGCUAUUCAACAACCUCUCACCCCUCGUCCGUAACCCUUCAGAAGUUUUCUACGCUUCCUACGACGAUGUCAAACCCCUCAUCCCAGAAGACAUCUUUGAUAAAUCCGAAGAAGACGUCCUCAAGGAGUUCAACUCCUCAAUCACAAUCCCGCACCUAGUAUUCCUAGGCCUCGACGAAACUCAAUCAGAUAAUGGCCUAGUCUACAAAAUCUAUAAGGGAACUCCAUUCUUCGCCCUGGACGUCACUCCCCGCGGCACAAUCGAGCAAACCGCCAAAAUCAUCGUCUCAACAAUGGAAGCAAGGGGCCUCUCCUUUCAUAAAGCGCGAGUCCUUAACGCACUCCCAGCAGACGUAGCCGCCAUAUACGCCCAAGCCCGUUCCCUCCUCGACUGGAACACACGCAACACCUACUGCGGCACCUGCGGCCACCCAACCCUGUCCGUCAACGCCGGCACAAAGCGCGCAUGUCCGCCGCACGACCAUGCCCAGGCGACUGACGGGAAUCCCCCCAUCGCCCGUCCCCACUGCAACACCCGCACAACCAUCUCCAAUCUCUCCUUCCCCCGCACGGACCCGACCAUCAUCGUCUCUGUCCUCAGCCAUGACGGCCAACGUCUGCUUCUAGGCAGACAAAAGCGGUGGCCGCAAAACUGGUACUCGACGCUGGCAGGCUUUGUCGAGCCAGCCGAGUCCAUCGAGGACGCCGUGCGCCGCGAGGUGUGGGAGGAGUCUGGUGUCGUGCUAUCCCGCGUGGUCGUGCAUAGUACGCAGCCCUGGCCGUACCCGGCAAAUCUGAUGAUUGGGGCUAUUGCCCAGGUGGCGACGCCGGAGAAUGAGGUAGUAUCGCUGAAACAUGAUCCGGAGCUGGAGGAUGCGCGUUGGUUUCCGAUUGAGGUGGUUGAAGAGGCGUUGAGAGCGGGAACGAGCGAUUUGGCGAGUAAACCGGGUGCCGAGUAUAAGGGAGGACUAAGAUUGCCUCCCAAGACGGCUAUUGCGCACCAGCUGAUUAGGGCGGUGGUGAAAGGGGAGUUUUGGGGUGGUACCAGUGGUGAUGGAAAUGGAGCGAAGAUGUGA
Paracoccidioides brasiliensis Pb18 is the source of this 1272-nucleotide messenger RNA. RefSeq names its product NAD(+) diphosphatase. Gene Ontology annotation, biological process: NAD+ catabolic process; NADP+ catabolic process. The coding region runs from base 1 to 1272 and encodes 423 amino acids. Gene Ontology annotation, molecular function: NADH pyrophosphatase activity. Gene Ontology annotation, cellular component: cytosol. The transcript has 2 exons. The record is from RefSeq and is a predicted model, not a curated record.